This is a messenger RNA of Brienomyrus brachyistius, 3254 nucleotides long. It is a transcript of the gene nolc1, whose product is annotated as nucleolar and coiled-body phosphoprotein 1. Bases 35 to 2401 code for a protein of 788 amino acids. Gene Ontology annotation, cellular component: nucleoplasm; nucleolus. The record is from RefSeq and is a predicted model, not a curated record. The transcript has 15 exons. Gene Ontology annotation, molecular function: protein binding. NCBI's taxonomy places the organism in Eukaryota, Metazoa, Chordata, Actinopteri, Osteoglossiformes, Mormyridae.
UCUGCGCUUCAUUUUCAUUACGUCUGCAGCAAAGAUGGCCGAGCUGAGUGCUGUCCCUAGCGAUCUGUACCAGCAUGUGUACUCGUUUCUCCUGGAAAAUAAGUUUACUAAGGCUGCGCAACAGUUCUUGAAGAAGGCUAAAGUGAAACCCCAGGACCAAAAUGCAGACAGCCUUCUGGACAUCUUUAACUUCUGGGUGAAGUCACCGAAAUCGAAGAAGCGCAAGGCCCUGAGCAAUGGCCUGCCGGAGAAGAGUGGCCCCUUGGCCAAAAAGACGAAGAAGGAGAAGGAAUCCAGCAGCGAGGAAUCCAGCAGCGAGGAGGAGCCCAGCCCGCCGGCCAAGGCUGCCCCUGCAGUGACUAAGGCCCCAACAAAGAAGCAAGCAGCAGCUGCCAAGAAAGAGAGCAGCAGCAGUGAAGAUUCGAGCGAUUCUGAGGAUGAGGAGGAAUCCAAGGCCCCAGCAAAGCAGAAGGUCCCGGCCAAGGCCCCCGCUAAAGCUCCAAUUAAGACCCCAGCGAAGCCCCAGCCGGUGCGCAAGAAGGACACCAGCUCCAGCAGUGAGAGCUCGGACUCUGAGGACGAGGGGGCGGCAAAGACCCCCGCUGCCGGAACUAAGGCGACCACCCCUAAACAGGCUGCCGUCCCCAAAACAGCAGGCCCCCCUAAGGCCUCCCUUCAAAAGAAAACAGAAUCCAGCAGCAGCAGUGACAGCUCCAGUGACUCGGAGGAUGAGCAGCCAGCCAAGAAAGCUGUCAAACCCCCCGCACCUGUGAAACCGCCCCCACCCAAAGCAGCAGAGUCUAGUAGUGAAGAAUCCACCUCUGAAGAGGAGGAGCCGCCCCCCCGUAAGAAGAAUAAGCCGGAGCUGUACAGUGCAGUCCCGCCCCCGCCAUCCGUGCAGAAGGCUCCUACCCAAGUGGCGAGGCAGAAGGGGGCCACCAAGGCCGACAGCAGCAGCGACAGCAGCAGCGACAGCAGCGAUGAAGAGAAGGUGGCCGUCAAAGUCACUCCGGCCAAGGCUGUUCCAGUGAAGGCUGUCCCGGGCAAGCAUGCAGCCGCUAAACCUGCAGCCAAGAAGGCAGAAUCCAGCUCUGACAGCUCAAGCUCAGACUCCAGCUCGGAGGAGGAAGUGACGAAGAAGACUGCGGUGAAGACGGUUCCCAGCAAGGCGGCAGUGACCAAGACCCCGCCCGCCAAGGCAGCUAAGGCGGCUGCUAAGAAGGAGUCGUCUUCCUCUUCCAGCUCAGAUGACGAAGAUGAGGAGGUCGUGGCGAAGCCAGCGGCUAAAGGAGCACAGCCAAAACCUGCAGCAGUAAAGACGCCCCCCACAAAAACGGUGCCUCAGAAAAAGGAUGAGACGUCAUCAUCGGAUUCGGAAUCUGACAGCUCUGAGGAUGACGGCGCCAAGAAAACCCCCAAGGCUGCGGUCACAAAAAAGGCAGCAGUGACCCCAACCCCAAAAUCUACUCCUAAAGCUAGACCCAAGGCUGCCAGCUCUGACUCUGAUUCGGACAGUGACAGCUCUGACUCUGAUGAGGAACCGAAAACUCAGGUCGCCAAGGCCACGCCCGUCGCCAAGGCCACGCCCGUCGCCAAGGCCACGCCCGUCGCCAAGGCCACGCCCGUCGCCAAGGCCACGCCCGUCGCCAAGGCCAGCAGCAGUGAUGAUUCUGACAGCUCUAGUGAAGAGGAACAGGAGAAGGCUGUACCCAAUAAGGCCACGCCUGCUAAGGCUGUACCCAAUAAGGCCACGCCUGCCAAGGCUACACCUGCUAAAAGUCAGGAACAGGGGAAGGCUGCACAGUGUACCUCAGACUCCUCUGACAGCUCUGACUCGGAGACAGAGGCCAAGAAAAGAGCUGUGAAACCUUCUCUGGCCAAUGGGAAAGCAGCUACACCCAAAACAUCCACCCCCGCAGCAUCAAAACCCGCAGAGUCGUCAUCAUCUAGUGACAGCAGCUCUGAGGAGGAGGAGGUGCCCAAGAAGAAGACUCCUGCAAAGUCUACCCCUUCAGCUAAAAGUCCAAAUGUCAAAGCAAAAGACGACACAGAAUCUUCGUCAUCAGAAAGUGAGGAGGAGGAGGAGAAGAUAAAAACGCCCAAGGGCAAGAAAGUGACUGCCACAACACCACAAUCCUUCCCCCAGACCAAGCAGAAGACAUCCCAUGCUCCUUUCCGUAGAAUAAGAGAGGAAGAAGUUGAGGUGGAUCCUCGGUUUGCAGACAACUCUUUUGAAGCCAAGAUUGGAGCGAGUGGUGACUGGGGUCAGAAGGCCAACAACGUGCUCAAAUACACCAAGGGCAAGUCCUUCCGGCACGAGAAGACAAAGAAGAAGCGCGGCAGUUACAUCGGCGGGGCCAUCUCCACCUCGGUGAACUCCAUCAAGUUCGACAGCGACUGAAAGCCCGUGGACCUUUUCCUCAGGAACUGUUCGCAUCCUUGGUUUCUAUGUGACUGCAAACCAGUUCUGACACUUUUUCUUUUAUCUAGGAUGGACUGGAGAUGGUUAAUUCAAAUUGUGUUUUGUGAAGUAGUCAGAGGCUGGACUUUUUUUUUUCUCUCUCUCUCUUUCUCAAACACAUCCUGAGCUGUCAUCUUGAUUUUAGUUGGCUGUGGAUGCAGUAGAGUACCAGCAGGUGGUGCCAUUACAAAAAGAAUCAUCAUUAGAUCUGUUCAGUUGCGUUACCAAUUUAGAUUUCAGAUGUUCUUCCCUUACUGAUUAAAGUUGCCGGAAUUUUACUGUUCGGUUAAUAAUACUGUUUAGCCCAGCUGAGAUUCAUUUGUUUAAUUUUGGUCUCUGGUGUCUGCAAUAGCCGAUGAUGGUGAUGCGAGAGGUGGGAUGGCUUUUUUUUUUGUGUAUGGGGGGGGAGCGGUACUUGGAUUGUGGCUACUUAGUGCUAAUUUUCAGCCUGACUUUUGACUGGUAGCUUAUGUGCUCAAGCUGUUUGUAUAUGGUCAAACCUCACCCUUAUGAUAAUAAGGUUUUAUGUACAUAUGUCUGUGUUUUUCAUUUACCAUUCACAUGUUUUUGUUGCAAUGGCCAGGAACAGUGUUGAGGCACAGCCAGUAUGUUGGUGGUGAUAAAGCUACGAUAUACUGAGCGAGCUGGGAUCCCAGUUUUAGGGGUGGAGCCACAUAUGGGUGCUGCCCCCCCCCCCCCACCUUUUUAACUUUGAUGAAUUGAGUUCUGAAAUCUUCCUUAUUUUGGCUUGUCUUAAUAAUCAACGUUACUGUAAUUAAAGCUACAAUCUUAA